This is a messenger RNA of Lolium rigidum, 972 nucleotides long. RefSeq lists its product as uncharacterized. The transcript has 6 exons. Lineage: Eukaryota; Viridiplantae; Streptophyta; Magnoliopsida; Poales; Poaceae. The record is from RefSeq and is a predicted model, not a curated record. The coding region runs from base 173 to 640 and encodes 155 amino acids.
CCUUCCUCGUGAGAUUGCUGCCGUUGUUUGUCAGAAAUAUACUCUUGCUGUGUCGGUGACCCAGAAAAGUCUACAGCAGAGGAACAUAUCGUUCCAAGUCAAUGCAAUUGAAACUUUCUUUGGAAGGCAGAACUCUGUGCCACAUGACACCCGCGUCCCUGCUAUAACCUCUAUGCCACAGUCCACCCGCUUUCCUACUAUACUUCCCAUGCCUACGACAGACACAUCUUCACUCGAUCAAAUUCUUGGUGAGCCAGCUGCCGGUGACUCAUCUGUGGCUAUUCCUGACCUCCCUAUCCCCAAUGAAGAUGUCCCAAAGAAACCAGGUCCAGUUCGCACGCCACUUCGUAACCUUAAAAGAAAGCAGCCUGAAGAUCAUAGCCCUAGCACUCUCAAGAAUCCUCUUACUAAUAAUGCUGCAAACACCUCUGUCACAGCUGUUGCGGACCUCACAGCUGAAGUCAACACUGCCGCUGAGACGGAAGGUUCCUCUUUAACUGCCAAGGAUACUGAGUCAGGCCUUGAAGAUGCAAACAACAAUGGGGCAAAGAAAAGUAAGGUGCUGACAAAUGUGGCUGAUCCUCCCUCUGCAACUCCCAGUGUUCGAAUUAAGAAGUCGCCGCUAAAGAAGGGAAAGUAGUGCCAUGUUGUCAUUCCCUAUCAAGGCUGCGUGCUCAUUUUGGAUCCAUGUUGGUGUUUCUGCACGCUCGUCCAUGUUAUUACGCUUUACUUUGCUUGUAAAUUAUGUGCCUAGGUGGACAUAAUGGUGAUAUGUAAUAUAUGCUCCAAACACCACCUUUAGUAUUAUACAGGUCUGCAUGACCUGAUAUCCUAUUAAACUAGACAAGAACAAGCCCACUCUAUGGUAUUGUAUUUAGGUUUACUGCAGAAACUGCUAUGUUGAUGGUGUUGUAUUUCGUUUUAGACAAUUCUAUGCUAUCUACCGGUUUAAUGCGUACAUGUUUUAAAGUA